AGAAGGAUGGGGUGAGGGUAAAGAGGAGAGAGGAAGAAGAAAAAAAAGAAGCUGGAUUGCACUUUGUGGAGAAUGUUUAGUUUAGUUAUCAAAACAAAAGUAUUGUAACAGAUGGGUCUGGCUACACCUUGGAAACGGCAUAACAGCGGUGCCGGGAGAGCCAAGGGAGCUUAUUAGGCUUAUAGGAGAGCCAGAGGGAGACUGAUGGGGCUCGCAGCCGUGGACACACACUUCAAUGCUGCAUGGGGAGAUAUAAAAGCCCUCUCACACACAGCGUCCAGCUUCACUGAAGUGCUCCAUUUGACAUGGGUGCGAGUUUCUUACCACAGAGAAUGCUUCCUCCAGGACACCAAAGGACUCAGCUUGAAAGAUUUUAAAGAAAAAAGAAACAGUUGGUUUGGACAGCAUGUGACCACAGAACUUUCCUGUCUUUGAGGAUGGAUGUUUUCUUGGGCUAAGUAACAGACAGGUUUUUGGGGUUAUUUUUGUUAUGAGAAUGCUAACGGUGGACAGGCACUGUCAAGCUGUUUGCAGAGGAAAAGACCAAAAUGUUUUUGAACUCUAACUGUUCUUGUGACUUUUGCUGCUUUUUAUCAAGUUUUUCAUAUUUUUUUUAAAUGAUCCACAAUUUAUCCAAACCAAACAUUGAAAAACGGGCGCAUUGAGCGAAGAUGGACUCCUCAUUCACCUCAGAGACGUUUCACAAUGCGGGGUCGAUAGCUGACCCCACCACCAGUUAUGUGGACGAGGACAUGUAUCUGCAGGAGGAUCUGGAUGUGUUCAGUGUGACCAUGGCUGUUCUCUACCUGGCUGUGUGCAUCGUAGGGCUGGGCGGGAACACCCUGGUCAUCGUUGCUAUCUUAAAGCUGGACAAGAUGGCUUCUGCCACCACGGUGUACAUCUUCAACCUGGCCCUGGCCGACGGCCUCUUUAUGGUGGGCCUCCCCUUCAUCGCCAUGCAGAAUUUCCAGAACCACUGGGCAUUCGGGGACCUGGCCUGCAAGCUGGUCAUGGUCCUAGACGGCAUCAACCAGUUCACCAGCGUCUUCUGCCUGACCGUGAUGAGCAUUGACCGUUACAUGGCGCUGGUUGACCCGCUGCGGUUUGCCCGCUGGCGCACGCCCAGGCGGGCCAAGAUAGUCAGCGGCUUCCUGUGGCUGUUCUCUCUGUUGCCUGUCCUCCCCAUGACCAUUCAUUUCUCGGCUAGGGACGGCCUGUGUAACCUGGACCCCCAGGUGGCUUCCGACUCCUGGUGGCUGGCCUUCAUCACCUACACAUUUGUCCUGGGCUUUGCUCUGCCCUUCCUGGUUAUGAUUGUCUCCUACACCGCCUUGGUGGUCACACUGAGGACCCACCGCCACCAGGCCAGCUCCCCAGGCCAGGAGAGCCCUCGCCUGGAAACCCAAGUCACCAAGAUGGUGGUGGCGGUGGUGCUGGCAUUCGCCGUGUGCUGGCUGCCGUUCUAUGCCUUCAACUUCUGCUCGCUGUACCAUACGGACCUGGUGCUGACCUUCGCCAGGUGCUUUGAGUUCGUUGUGCUGUUGUCCUAUUCCUGGAGCUGUGCCAACCCCAUCCUGUACGCCUGCCUCUCAGAAACCUUCGGACGCCACUUCCUCACCCUCCUCUGCCCCACCAAGAGGUUUCCCAGUGUGCAAUGCAACCCUGACACGGAGCGCUAUGACCUCAACGAUACAAGCGGGAUGGGUAACAGUGCGGUGGCAUAGAGAUUCCUGAAAAACAUUGGAAACUUUUUUUAUGUACGCCAACUUUCUCUUUAAAUUAUGACAUUUUAUUCUGUGUCUUUGGACAUGUCCUUUGUAUAUAAAGGAGGUUGGAAAAGAUUAGUGUGUUUUUCUAUACAAGUGUUUCUACAUACACUUCUGUACAGCUGUUUUUCUACAGGAUAAUAGGUUUUCUAUUUCCGCACCGCUCUGACUUGUUCUCUAAUUUCAUUUCUAAUAAGGCUGCGGUGAGGCCCCGCUGCUCUAUCACACCACUGUAAUUCGAUUUUCCAUAACUAAUUAAAUGAGGAAUAAAUUCUGUGACAACCGAGAGACAACAACAGGUGGCAUGUAAACAAGAUGGUAGCUACAGUAUGUGCCGCUGGCCAAGACAAAGAUCUCCCAGAAGACCCACAAAAGAAGUACACUUAAUGACGGCAAGUUUGCUAUGUGUCCGUCUCUCUAGCAGGAUCGUGUGAUUGAGAUGGCAGCGGC
This is a messenger RNA of Salvelinus fontinalis (brook trout), 2216 nucleotides long. RefSeq names its product somatostatin receptor type 5-like. Gene Ontology annotation, cellular component: membrane; neuron projection. Gene Ontology annotation, molecular function: somatostatin receptor activity; neuropeptide binding. The transcript has a single exon. The record is from RefSeq and is a predicted model, not a curated record. Gene Ontology annotation, biological process: neuropeptide signaling pathway; regulation of insulin secretion; cellular response to glucocorticoid stimulus. The coding region runs from base 672 to 1724 and encodes 350 amino acids. NCBI's taxonomy places the organism in Eukaryota, Metazoa, Chordata, Actinopteri, Salmoniformes, Salmonidae.